This is a messenger RNA of Penicillium paradoxum, 1068 nucleotides long. RefSeq lists its product as uncharacterized. Lineage: Eukaryota; Fungi; Ascomycota; Eurotiomycetes; Eurotiales; Aspergillaceae. The transcript has 7 exons. The coding region runs from base 1 to 1068 and encodes 355 amino acids. The record is from RefSeq and is a predicted model, not a curated record.
AUGAUGGAUCCCACGAGCGCCGAAUAUGCACAGCAGACUAAGGGCCCUCGGAUUCUAGGUGUUUUCUGGGCCUUCUUCAGUAACGCUGGCCUCGAUGACUAUAUCAUCGUGGCGGCCAUGGUCAUGGUGACCAGUUAUACAAUCCUGACCACCGUAAAUGUCGUUCGAGGCUACGGGAGCCAUACCGCUGUAUUGAGGGAACGAGGUGGCAUGGACUUGGUCGAAAACAUCCUGGUCGUGAAUUAUGCAGAUUUCGCCCUAGGAAUCAUGUCGUUUACAACUCCGAAGCUCGCCAUUGCCGCUCUAUUGAAUCGCAUCAUGAACCCCAGCCGGUUGCAUAAAAUAGUGUUGUGGGUGACGACGGCGUCGGUAUUCGUGGCAUCGACCAUCUGCAUCAUCGUGCUGUUCACCAUGUGUGACCCUCCCGAGGCUCUGUGGAAAGUUCAUCUUUUGAGUGAAGGAGCGAAAUGCCGUCCAACCAAAUACUUGGUGGGCUAUGCGAUCUUUACUGGAGCUCUGUCCGCGGUUGUCGAUCUAUAUCUUGCCAUCUAUCCGACCGUGAUAUUAAUGAAACUUCAAAUGUCCCUGAAGAAAAAAGUGGCGCUAUGUGCAGCUCUGGGGCUAGGUGCUAUCGCCUGCGCAAUGGCUAUUGUCAAGUGUCUCCAGCUACCAGGUCUAUAUAACACGGAAGACUCAACAUACGCAACAGCAGAUCUCGUUAUCUGGACGAGUGUCGAGUCAAACAUCAUCAUAAUGGCCUCUUGCAUCCCAACAUUGGGUCCGAUAUACGAAAUGAUCCGGGGAAAGCGCUCCUGGAGCUCCCAUGAACGAUACGACAACGGCAGGCUGCGCUCCUAUACCACGGAGAGACCGACCAAGAAAUCGACGAUUGCCCGCGGGGACGAGGAUGAUAUUCUUAAUACCACCAAUAUUGAAACGACGAGGAGCGGCAGCCAGGAGAGCAUUUUGAAUUCGGAUGAGCUUCAGAGGAAUGCCUAUGCCCUUGGCAAGAUUCAUCGUACUGAUCAGGUUAAGAUUGAGUAUGGGACAAGAGAGCAAUGGCCAUGA